CGGUGAGAGAGCUUCCACAUUACUCACUACAAGCACCUCGAAGUGACUCAAUAACUGGGAAGCCAUUGGCCGAACGCUUUAGCCUUUGCUCCUAAUGCCGAGUUCUAAACACACGUACGGACGACUCCCAUAAGCUGUCUUCUUAAGAAUAAGUUUCACAAGUCCCCAUUGCCAACAACAAGCACCAUCAACAUGGUGAAGGUCGCGAUGAGGCAAACAGCAUUUCGACUCAGCCGACAAGUCCUCAAUGGCACCCAACUGAGGGCCUAUUCGCAAUCUGCCGCAUCGCCCCCUCGUCAUCUUAUGUCCAUAAGUGACCUCUCUCCAGCCGAAUUCGCCACCUUAGUCCGGAAUGCUGCCUCUCACAAGAAGGCCGUUAAGGCUGGCCAGACCCCUCCCGCCUUGAGCUCAAGCCUUGCUGGCAAAACCGUCGCUAUGAUGUUCAGCAAGCGGAGCACCAGAACCCGAGUGUCGACCGAGGCUGCCGUCGCCCUUAUGGGUGGUCAUCCCAUGUUUCUGGGCAGUUCCGAUAUCCAGCUAGGGGUGAAUGAGUCUCUAUACGACACUUCCAAAGUCAUCUCCUCCAUGACGUCCUGUAUGGUCGCCCGUGUAGGGCCCCAUUCGGAUGUUGCCAACUUAGCUAAGGAUUCGAGCGUGCCCGUCAUUAACGCCCUGUCCGACGACUUCCACCCUCUCCAAAUUAUCGCCGAUUUCCUCACCAUUCACGAGGCCUUCGGGACAUCUGCCUCUCCAGACAAGUCUGACCUAGGCGUCAGGGGUCUCAAAGUCGCCUGGGUCGGUGAUUCUAACAACGUCCUGUUCGACCUCGCCAUCGGCUGUGUCAAGAUGGGUGUUGACAUCGCCGUCGCGUCGCCCGCCGGCUACGGCAUUCCUGAAGCCAUGAAGCAAGUCAUUGCUUCAGCUGCCCACGGUGUCUCGUCUCCUGGAAAACUCUCCCAAACCACCGUCCCCGAGGAGGCUAUCAAAGACGCCGAUGUUCUCGUUACCGACACAUGGGUAUCGAUGGGACAGGAGGAAGAGGCCCAGAAGCGGUUGAAGGCUUUCGCAGGUUACCAGAUCACCAAUGACUUGGCUAAGCGUGGGGGCGCCAAGGAAGGAUGGAAGUUCAUGCACUGCCUUCCCCGUCAUCCCGAUGAAGUAGCCGACGAAGUGUUCUACAGCCCCAGGUCGUUGGUGUUCCCGGAAGCGGAGAACCGGUUGUGGGCAGCGAUUGCUGCUUUGGAAGGGUUUGUCGUAAAUAAGGGUCAGAUAUAGGCGAGAAGCUGGGUAUCACGUUUUCUUGGGCGGUCGAAAAAGUUGGACAACGAGUGAACCAAGUGAAGUUUAGAAUUGGCCCGAUAAAAAUAUCACGCUUGUCAUCACCAGGCGAGCAAGGAGAACUAAGUUGAAACGGAAAGUUUGUUUCAUAAUACAGCCUAGUGAUAGUAAACACCUCCGACAAACGCCGCGUAGCCUUCUUUGGUUCAUGUACAAUAGCGGCUUGUUAACCGGGAGGAAGCUGGCUAGCGUCGACAAUCUCAUCGGCUUCCUUAAGGAGGGGCUCAUCCUGUUCGCUCUGCAGCGGAGAUCGGGGCAGGGCCAUCAGACCAGUCCGGGCCGAUUCCAGGAUGCCGAAGGGGCCAACAAGUUUCAGGAAAGAGUCGAUUCUCGAUUGUUUG
This is a messenger RNA of Sodiomyces alkalinus F11, 1679 nucleotides long. RefSeq names its product ornithine carbamoyltransferase-like protein. Gene Ontology annotation, biological process: L-citrulline biosynthetic process. Gene Ontology annotation, molecular function: ornithine carbamoyltransferase activity; amino acid binding. Bases 193 to 1275 code for a protein of 360 amino acids. The transcript has 3 exons. The record is from RefSeq and is a predicted model, not a curated record. Gene Ontology annotation, cellular component: mitochondrion. Lineage: Eukaryota; Fungi; Ascomycota; Sordariomycetes; Glomerellales; Plectosphaerellaceae.